This is a messenger RNA of Cylicocyclus nassatus, 1440 nucleotides long. Lineage: Eukaryota; Metazoa; Nematoda; Chromadorea; Rhabditida; Strongylidae. The record is from the annotation of a GenBank genome assembly.
GGAAUACGGAUGGUUGUUCGCUAUGUAGAAUACGUCUCUGAGGACGAUGUGCUCGCGGACAUCGCCAUCAAGAGCUCUACGUCGGCCAGUUUGAGAACAUCCAACGCCAUUCUUUUGACGGCUUUGCUUCUGGCAUCAUACAUACUGAAUAUUAUUUUGCUAACAACCAUCUACACAAACAAAAAAUUUCGAGCAUCACUGAUCUACAUAAUAUUCGCACAUAUCUCGCUAGUUAAUCUGGUAGACCUGUCGUUCUCAGUGUUGAUCUCCAUGCUUUUUGUUGCCAAUGGGAAUUGGUUGUUUGGCGAUGAAUGGUGCAAGAUAAGUACGGCAGCGCAAGAGUUUUGUCAUCUAUACACGAUGCUUUUAUUGAUGCUAGCCGCAGUGGAGAGAGCUGUCGGGUUGUCUUUCGAACCUCGGGUAUUUAUCAACCAAAGGGUUUACGAGCAACCUCCAUUCUUCACCCUUAAAAGAAUCCUUGUUUUCGCUCUGCUUCUGGCUAUAGUCAGCCUCGCAGUGAGUAUACCGUCCGCCACCGGGCUGCUUCCUGUAAAGCCGUUCCGAAAUCGAUAUGUCUGCUCUGUCAGCAGCGGAGCUCCUCUUGGGUACACGUUGACGCGAGCGGUGCUGUAUAUAGGUUGUUUGUGUGUCCUCCUCGUAUGCCUAUCGGCAAUCUUCAAGAAACGGGUGGGCAUCAGCAUACCGCAGCAGACAAGCGACUACUCCGAGUUUAUCAACAGAAAUCGAGCUAAGCAAGAGUUCCUCAGCAGAGCAAAAUUGGUCGUUUUUCUUGUAUGCAUCUUCAUAUUGGUGGCAGGACCAUAUAUAUCACUCACUUUCACCUUUGAGAUUUGUAACAGCUUGGAGCUCGGUUCUGGAAAUGGACCAUUGCUCGACAUACCUCAGGAUGCAGAUACACUAAUUACAUGGCUGAUGUUCUUGUUUCCUCUGCUCUCACCGAUAGCGAUCUUAUGCUGGUGUACAGAUGUAUGGCUUUACACAAAGGAGCUGUUUUGUUGCCGUUCUGACAACCCUGGAUCUGUCGGAUACUUUGCCAAUGGGUAUAAUAAAGGAAUGCCUGCAAUGCCACCGGUAAUGACACUCGUAGCCACACCGCAAGGCCUUCAACUAAGGCUACCAAAACCGCUUCCCAAUAAUUCACAGGACGUAAGACAAAAUAACAUGCUUACCGUACCCGAACGAGACCCGCCAUUGCAGGAUAAACCUUCGCCAAGCCGAGAUAACAGUCAAGAACCUAAUGCUGACAACAAGCCGGAACAAGCUGCUACUUCCUCCAAAGAAAACAGCAAACCUGCUGUGAAAAAGAAGAGCCAAAGCAAAAUAAAGUCACCGACCCCUAUAGGUCAGCUGAAGUCAACAACACCUCGGCGUAAUGGUGGCAAAGUCAAAAAGAGGACAAAUACAAGACGUCCACGUUGA